GGAAGCCCAUCUCAUUUAUUAAUCUGUGUUAGGUAAUUCUUGGACACACACACACAUCACAAUUAUUUAAAAAAGUGUAAAAUAGUGUGCAGUAAAGGAGUAGGGCUGAGCUGUUCUCUCUCACACGUAUAAUUCCCUCUCUUCUUCUUCUUCUUCUUCCUCACUCACUUCAGAGUUGUGAAAACAUUUCCUCACUUAACGUUUCCUAUUUUACCCUUCUUCUUCCUCUUCAAAAUCUCUCCCCACUAAUAUGUCUUCUUCUCUGUGAAUCCCAAAUGCAGAUAAUGAUGAAGACGACGACGUCUCAGAUCUUUCUUCUUCUCUUCACCUUCUUCUUCUUCUUCUCACAUUCACUUCCCCUCACUUCCAACAACAACGAUCUCUCCGACAACGAAGUCCGUUUAAUCGCACAACGUCAGCUCCUCUACUACCGCGACGAGUUCGGCGACCGCGGCGAGAAUGUCGUCGUCGAUCCAUCUCUUGUCUUCGAGAAUCCACGUCUCCGUAACGCUUACGUUGCUCUCCAAGCUUGGAAACAAGCUAUUCUCUCUGAUCCCAACAAUUUCACUACAAACUGGAUCGGUUCUGACGUUUGCAGUUACACCGGAGUUUUCUGCGCUCCGGCUUUGGAUAACCGCCGGAUCCGUACCGUCGCCGGGAUAGAUCUCAACCACGCUGACAUUGCUGGCUAUUUGCCUCAAGAGCUCGGUUUGUUAACGGAUCUCGCUUUGUUUCAUGUUAAUUCGAACCGGUUUUGUGGUACUGUACCGCAUCGGUUUAAUCGGCUUAAGCUUUUAUUCGAGCUUGAUCUCAGCAAUAACCGGUUCGCCGGUGUAUUCCCAACCGUCAUCCUCCACUUACCGUCGUUGAAGUUUCUGGAUCUGAGGUUUAACGAGUUCGAAGGACCUGUGCCGAGAGAGCUCUUCAGCAAAGAUCUAGAUGCCAUUUUUAUCAACCAUAACCGGUUCCGGUUUGAGUUACCGGAUAAUUUGGGAGAUUCUCCGGUUUCCGUCAUCGUCGUCGCGAAUAAUCAUUUCCACGGUUGUAUCCCGACGAGUUUGGGUGAUAUGAGGAACCUUGAAGAGAUCAUCUUCAUGAACAAUGGGUUUAAUUCUUGUUUACCGUCUCAGAUCGGGCGGUUGAAGAAUGUAACGGUAUUUGAUUUCAGUUUUAACGAACUCGUUGGGCCGUUACCGGCGAGUGUUGGCGGGAUGGUUUCGUUGGAGCAGUUAAAUGUGGCGCAUAAUAGAUUCUCCGGUAAGAUUCCGGCGAGUAUUUGUCAGUUGCCGAGGCUGGAGAACUUCACGUUCAGUAACAAUUUCUUUACCGGAGAGCCGCCGGUAUGUCUGGCGUUGCCUGGCUUUGAUGAUCGGCGUAAUUGUUUGCCGGCAAGACCUGCGCAGAGAUCUCCGGGACAAUGUGCGGCUUUCUCAUCUCUUCCGCCGGUUGAUUGUGGAUCGUUUGGGUGUGGUCGUUCUUCUCGGCCUCCGGUUGUUACCCCGUCACCGCCAACAACACCGUCACCUGGUUCUCCUCCGUCAACGCCUGGUUCCCCUCCGUCAACCCCUGGUUCUCCGCCGUCAGUUCCUGGUUCUCCUCCGUCAACUCCUGGUUCCCCUCCAUCAACCCCUGGUUCUCCGCCGUCAGUUCCUGGUUCUCCUCCGUCAACGCCUGGUUCCCCUCCAUCAACCCCUGGUUCUCCGCCGUCAGUUCCGAUAUCUCCUGUUUCUCCUAGUCCCCCCAGCAUUGUCCCGUAUCCGCCGUCAACUCCACCAACUCCCAUAUCACCUGGUCAACAUGCACCACCUGUUUACCCAAGUCCACCAUUCCAAGUCCCGUCUCCGCCGCCAAAUCCGCCGUCAUAUCCUGGUCCUCCUUCACCGCCUAUGAUUCCUAGUCCUCCGAUCAUUGUCCCGCCGACAACUCCUCCCUCACCAACUUCUCCUUUGCCUCCGUCUUACUCUACUCCGCCACCUCCCCCGUCAACAGGAUACUCUCCUCCAUCACCACCAACAUACUCACCUUCUCCGCCAACGCAUUCUCCGUUUCCAUCACCGCCACCUCCUCCGCUGCCAACAACCUAUCCACCGCAUCCAACUCCAUCAAAACCACCUCACUUACCUUCACCGCUGCCACCACCUCCCUACUACUACAGCUCACCACCACCACCGCCGCCGCAAUACUCAUUACCGCCACCACCGCACUCACCACCACCAACUUAUCACUACUCACCCCCACCAUCAUCUCCACCGUGCAUAGAAUACUCACCGCCUCCGCCCCCAGCUAUCCAUUACAAUCCUCCGCCACCACCACCAACAGAGCACUACAGUCCUCCGCCAUCACCACCGGUUUACUACUACUUUUCACCUCCGCCACCACCGCCUAGAGUCCACUAUAGUCCCCCGCCUCCACCGGUAAUUCACCACAGCCCACCACCGCCUUCUCCGGCAUACGAGGGAUCACUACCGCCGAUUCCCGGAAUAUCAUACGCUUCACCACCACCGCCUCCCUUCUAUUGAGUCCCUUUUUUCAAAAACAAAUCUCAAGACGGGUCCCACCAGACCACUCACUUAUGCUAAAACCCGAAGCCGAAAAACGAUGUCGUCUCAUAGAUUGGUGGAAACAUCAGAUACACGGCGUCGUUUUACCAUUUCUUGCAGGGAGAGAGAUAGAGAAAGGAACGUACGUACGCGUGGUGGUGGCGGUGGUGGUGGGGAUAAUAUUCUUCGAAAUACUUUAAUUUCGGGGGGUGAAAAAACCAGUCAUGUUUGCAGGGAAAAAAAUAUAUAUGAGUGUAUGUAAUUAGAGGACAAAAAUUAUAUUAAGAAAUGGAUGAGAGCAACCUCAUCUUUAUGCUCCUUAUUAUUAUUAUUAGUGUUCUUAAUUAAAUUUAAUAAUUAUCA
This is a messenger RNA of Capsella rubella, 2903 nucleotides long. RefSeq names its product leucine-rich repeat extensin-like protein 5. The record is from RefSeq and is a predicted model, not a curated record. The coding region runs from base 276 to 2519 and encodes 747 amino acids. Gene Ontology annotation, molecular function: protein binding. The transcript has a single exon. NCBI's taxonomy places the organism in Eukaryota, Viridiplantae, Streptophyta, Magnoliopsida, Brassicales, Brassicaceae.